Messenger RNA from Alternaria alternata, 2502 nucleotides. RefSeq lists its product as hypothetical. NCBI's taxonomy places the organism in Eukaryota, Fungi, Ascomycota, Dothideomycetes, Pleosporales, Pleosporaceae. The record is from RefSeq and is a predicted model, not a curated record. Bases 1 to 2502 code for a protein of 833 amino acids. Gene Ontology annotation, molecular function: guanyl-nucleotide exchange factor activity. The transcript has 3 exons.
AUGGAGAUGUCCGCUGUAGUCGGUGUUCUAGUCGCUCUACCGCAGAGCAUACAGUCUGCAAAAGACCUGUACGACCUGCGCGCCAAGUACAAAGAUGCCUCGGUCCUUAUUACCGCCAUAUACUCCGAGUCUAUGGUCAUCGCAGCGUCCCUGUCCCAAGUCCAAAAUCUCCUGCAACAUGACGCAUUACGAGAGAAACCCCAAUUACUCGAGACGUUCGAUCGCGCGCUCACUGGAUGUCGAGUCGUGUACGGAUGUCUCGAGGAGGAAGUAAGAGAGCUGCGAAUAAAAGCGGAGAACGACGAACUGAAGUUCAAGGACCGAGCGAGGUUUCUUUGGAAGGAAGACACGUUCAAAGAGCUGCUCACGCAGAUCCGCGGCCAGCAAUCUGCGCUCAGUCUCCUUAUACAAGGACUGCAAAUGGAGUCGAUUGUGGAUAUCAAGAAGCUAGUUGAAGACAACAGCGUUACACUCGAUCAGGUUGUAAAACGGUCAAGGACUCUGCGCCAGUCGCACCCUCGUUUGAAGGUACCGGAGUCACUAUUCAGUCAACAAAGCCUGGACGGUAAAGAUGUCGACGCAGAUUCCAUCGCGAAAGCUACCGAGUUCACUUUCGAUGACGAGGUCGUCAACUCGAAGGCUUAUCGUAGGGCUAUGGCAAUGGCGCUGUCUUCAAACAACGGAGCGAUUGCACAAGAGAGCUCAGAUACUGAUGUUUUAGAAGACUACUCGACCGCUCUUGGAAGCAUGUCCCAGGGCAAUGACAAAGAUAGGAGCGUUGAUCCUAUAGACCUUCCCCCACUAUCGUCAGAGGAAGGGAAGACUACGACUAGUGUCCCAGAGCCUGAAGCUGAAGCUGAAGCAGAACCAGAGAUAUCAUCUCAAGUCGCCACAAAAGAUGACCACGCAGAUUUGUUUGAUACUCUCGAACGCGACAUACUUUCCUUCAUGCCUCAAACCUCAUCUGCAGCGCUUUGUUUGACUCCGAAUCAUACGGGUUCUGAAAACCCUUCUGCACUACCGAGUCGAACUGGUCCUCUGACUCCAAGCCAUACGGGUUCUGAGAAUGCCUCUGCAUCGCCGGUCCAUUCUACCGACUCUUUAACUCCGGCGCCAUUGCGAUCGUUCAGUGGAGACAAAGCAAUAAACGACUCAGAAGCACCGCCCCCAUUACCUCCUCGUCGUCCGAGCGGGCAGCCUGUCGCAACGCCCAAAAUGCGUUCAGUGUCUUCUGAUGAUAGUAUAUUUUCUUCUGAUGCGCCAUCCAUCCUAUCAAAAGUGUCAACCGCAUCGACUUACACGGUGUAUGAAACUCCGCAGUUGAGCCCCAAUUCAACAGGGCAAUCGUCACGGAAGCCGCUGCCACUUGGGCACAGAUCCUCUUACAAUGCUUUAGGUAAUGUCGAGUUUGAUGUGAAUGAACCCCAAGCACAGGGAACAUCAUUACUCCUGCAUAACAUCGAAAUGAACAGCAUCUGGAGAUCACUCGUGGACGCAGAAAGAAAGUUUGUCGACCGCAUGGUAAGACUCAAACGGAUGUUCUACGACAAUAUCAUAAGGCAAUGGCCAAUCAUCGAAAAACAUCUGAAUGCGAUUCUUGUUGGCGAACAACUUGCCACACUACAUCAACAAUGUCUGUUGUACACCAUGGAUCAAGAACUUGCUGGCAAUGGUAGUGCUCUCUGCAAUCCGUACAUCUUCGAAGUCUGGGUUGACAAAAGUCAACGACUAUACCGAGAGUAUUGCCGUAAGAUGCCGCAUGCUUCCUCCUCACUCCGUACAACUCAAAACAUGGACCCGAAGUUCUCACCAUAUGUCAACACGCUCGGUCUCAGUAUCUCUUAUUUUGGCAAGAGCUGGCAGGACUAUCUGGAGCUUCCCAUUAUACAGUUGCAGACUUAUGUCGAUAGCUUGGAAAGUCUCAUCAACAUUGCUGAAACGCUCCGCGAUCCGGCGGCGAGUAGUGAGGUCAUGCGCUUGAGACGCGCUCUGCAGGCCGUCACUUGGCUCAAGACGUUGACGCUGGCUUUGUUAGAGGAAGCGCAAGGCCGUGAAGAUGUGCAGAACUUGGAGAAACGUAUUCGGACAGACACCAGUACGCUUUCGCAACUAUACCUACACGACCCCAGCCGGCGCGUCGUGCAUCAAGGCGGCAUGGCGAUGAAGUUCAAGGGUCAAGGACCUUGGAUUCCAGUACAUGCCAUGCUUCUAGAUAACUACUUCCUCUGGGGAAGAGUUAAGAAGAGCAAGGGAGAUGAAGUGCUGGUAACAGACCCACCUAUUGCAAUUGCCGACAUGGGGUUUUCCCUUCCGGUAGACGCACACCAGUUCCAGAAAGCUACUAUGCUUGACCAAAUAGCAAGGGGCUCAGUCGUAUAUACUGUCACACUUACAAACAAUGCUCGAGACGGCAAGCCAGAUUUGUUGGGUCUGUACGACAUCCAAGACAGGAAAACCUGGACCGAUCAUUUCACGACAGCUCGGACCAAGUUUUACAGGUGA